Messenger RNA from Salvia hispanica, 1422 nucleotides. RefSeq names its product zinc finger transcription factor YY1-like. Gene Ontology annotation, biological process: regulation of transcription by RNA polymerase II. Gene Ontology annotation, molecular function: RNA polymerase II cis-regulatory region sequence-specific DNA binding; DNA-binding transcription factor activity, RNA polymerase II-specific. The record is from RefSeq and is a predicted model, not a curated record. Lineage: Eukaryota; Viridiplantae; Streptophyta; Magnoliopsida; Lamiales; Lamiaceae. Gene Ontology annotation, cellular component: chromatin; transcription regulator complex; PcG protein complex.
UCCAAGAUAUUCACAGGCCUCGAUCUUGAUUUUCUGCUAAACAUUUACUUCCCUAACCCUAAUUUUAGCUGCUGAAGUUCUACUUCUCCAAUUGAUUUAAGAAAUUGACCUUCUGGCGAAGAGGGCGAGAGAGAGAAGCGAGUCAAUGGAGACUCACAUCAGCCACAGUCCCUUCGACAGACGCCCCAUGUCCCGCUCUAGAGGCCCUGCCGUUAAAUGGUUCAAGGAAUGGGUGCCGCAAGAUAUUGUUUCAAAUGGUGGGAAAUGCCUUGUCUUGAAAUGGGUUAAUGAGGCAACGAUGAGGGCCAUGAAGGAGAAGUCAAAAGAGUCAGAAGUGGCUGAGCCCGAGCCUGAACCCACAACAGAAGUUCUCUUCUUAUGCAGCUAUGAAGGCUGUGGGAAGACAUUUAUAGAUGCUGGAACAUUGAGGAAGCACUCUCAUAUUCAUGGGGAGAGACAAUAUGUUUGCCAUUAUGAAAAUUGUGGGAAGAAAUUUUUGGACAGUUCCAAACUAAAGAGGCACUUUUUAAUUCAUACUGGGGAGAGAGACUUUGUGUGUCCACAUGAAGGCUGUGGUAAGGCGUUCUCUUUGGACUUCAAUCUCAGGUCACAUAUGAAGACACAUGCGCAGGAGAACUAUCAUAUUUGCCCAUAUUCUGACUGUGGAAAACGAUACGCCCACGAAUACAAGCUAAAGAAUCACAUAGCAUCUCAUCACGAGAAGGCGAAUGUGAUGGAAACGCCCAAAUAUGUUAUGCCUCCUGAAAAGCCCGUGAAAACUCCGAGGUCUACAACAGGAGCAACUCCGAGAUCUACAACAGGAGCAACUCCGAGGUCUACAACGGGCCCUGCAUCAUCAGACCGGCCACAUGCCUGUCCGUAUGAAGGGUGUGAGAAGGCUUACAUUCAUGAAUACAAGCUAAAUCUUCAUCUGAGGCGAGAGCAUCCCGGCCAUUUUCCAGAUGAGAAUGCUAAGGCCAACCAACAAAACACCGAACAUGAGAUGGAUGAAGGCAGUGAUCAAGAUGCGUACGCUGGUAAACGUGGAAAUAGUAAAGUCCGUAAACAAAGCAGGCCAAAGCCGAACCUGAAGCAGCCACCUUCAAAGGUUUCUCGCCGUAAGACUUCUACUGUUUCACCUGUCAAUUUGAAUUUGGUGAAGAAACAUCGACCUCUCAAGGAGGAAAUAUACGAAGAAGAAGAUAGUGAAGAAACGGAAGAGGAACGAGAGAAUAUUGCAGAAGGGUGGAGAUACAGCAACAACAAUGAGGAUGAUGAUGAAGAGACAGAAUAUGAGGAUUGAGUUAAAACUAUUUUUCUGUUUAGAUGAACAUAAGAGUGCAUUUUUUAUCUUUCAAAUCUUCAAAUAACAUGUUAUAUAGACUAAGAUUAUUCUUUAUAGUCAGUUUAGAGUUUAGAUUA